Messenger RNA from Gracilinanus agilis (Agile Gracile Mouse Opossum), 4663 nucleotides. RefSeq names its product filamin A interacting protein 1 like (gene FILIP1L). The transcript is spliced from 8 exons. NCBI's taxonomy places the organism in Eukaryota, Metazoa, Chordata, Mammalia, Didelphimorphia, Didelphidae. The record is from RefSeq and is a predicted model, not a curated record. Bases 748 to 4320 code for a protein of 1190 amino acids.
CUGUCACUACUUGUCUCCUCUGGGCAGAUGGCUAGUUGCUCUCGAGUCCCUUCGCACCAGAGCCUAGUCUAAUUAUCUCCUUUUUUUCUCUAAAAACUGACAAGCUAAGGGGUCAGUGUUCGGCAAAGGCCACCUGCCCUCGGAGUAUGAAGAGUGUUGGCCAGAGAGUGAGGGGGGUUCUAUUUAGUGUCUGGUCCCGGGCAGGGCCAGGGUCCUCACGGCCUCACCUUUGGACUGCUACCGUUUCAGGUCUUGGACUGCGAAGUGCCUUUGUUUUGGCAGGUGGCAGAACAAAAACUGAGAAAGGAUCAAAAAAAAGAAAAAAGAAAAGAGAAAAGCAUUACGGUGGGUUCCAGGAAACCCUAGGACUCCUCUGCUUGCAGAGACAACCUUAUUGGGAAUUCUGAGAAAAAAAAAAAGAGUGGUCAGUUUCUUUACUGCAUGCUUGAGAAACUAGACUCUGGAGUGAUUAAGAAGAGAUUGCUGCCAGGCAAUAAUAGAAACUUUAAAGAGGAGGCAUUCGAACAGUAAGGCACAAUCCAAUUAUACCUAAAAGGUUAUCAGCGAUUCAAGGAAUUCUGGUUAUCGGGGGGGACAGCUGGAAGCUACAAACAAGGAACCAGCAGAGUGGUGAGCUGAGAUAUCUUUUACCUUUCUGAAGUGUUCCAAAGACUGGAAAACUCUUGAUUAACUACUGAAUUAGACCAUACUUCUUCAUUUCCUGGGUCAACUUCAUAACAUAGAAGAAUGCCUUCCAGAAGUAGCUACCCUGAAAACAUAUCCCAAACACAGACAAGCAAAUACAGUGAACAUCUUGCCAUGCCAGGUGGCAAAACAAUGAAGAUGGGAAGCAAAAGGAAAGCUUUUGGUGCUGAAACCAGUCCUGUCAUCAGAAGUCCCAAAUCAGACACAAAGCAGAAUGGAAGUUCUUCCAAAGAAGCCAAUCUCUCUAGAGAUGACUUGUUAUUCCUCCUAAGCAUUCUUGAAGGGGAAGUGCAGGCUCGAGAUGAAGUCGUUGGCAUUUUAAAGGCUGAAAAAAUGGACUUGGCUUUGCUAGAAGCUCAGUAUGGGUUUGUCACUCCAAAAAAGGUGUUGGAGGCUCUCCAGAGAGAUGCUAUUCAAGCAAAAGUUGCUCCGUGGCAGGAGGACAUCUAUGAGAAACCAAUCAAUGAGCUGGACAAAGUUGUUGAAAAACAGAAAGACUCUUACAAACAAAUGACGGAUCAGCUUUUGAUGGUGAGAAAAGCUCACAGACAAACGAUAUUGGAGUUAGAGGAGGAAAGAAGAAAACAUACAGAAUAUGUGGAAAAGAGUGAAGAAUUCAUAAAUUUGAUGGAACAAGAGAGGGAAAGAUUUAAAAAGCUAAUAGACCAAGAAACAUCAUACCACAAACACAAGGAAAAGGAGAACAGGAAGAAAGUCGCUGCUCUGAAGGAAGAGCUGACCAAACUAAAAUCAUUUGCUUUGAUGGUUGUGGAUGAACAACAGCGGCUCACUGAACAGCUCACCCUCCAGAGUCAAAAAAUCCAAGACUUGACCACGACUUCUGAGCAAGCACAGAAGAAACUAGCCAUUGCUGAAGCCAAAGCUCAGGAAGAAGAGCACAAAGUGAGCAAGCUAGAAACAGAACUGCAAAGAGAAACCAAAGAGCUCCAGGAGAGCCAGGAAUCAACAAUGGCCAAACUCACCAAUGAGGACAGUCAAAACCGCCAGCUCCGGCUAAAGCUGGCAGCUCUCAGCCGCCAAAUUGAUGAGCUAGAGGAGACAAACAGGUCCUUACGAAAAGCGGAAGAAGAACUGCAAGAAAUAAGAGAAAAGAUGAACAAGGGAGAAGGUGGUAAUUCUAGCAUCCUGGCAGAAGUGGAAGAACUCAGGAAAAGAGUAUUAGAAAUGGAAGGCAAAGACGAAGAACUCAUAAAAAUGGAAGAGCAGUGCCGAGAGCUCCACCAAAGGCUAGAAAAGGAGACAUCACAGAGUAAGGACUUUAAAUUGGAGGUAGACAAACUCAACAAAAGGAUUAUGGAUUUGGAAAAAUUGGAAGAUGCCUUCGGCAAAAGCAAACAGGAGUGUCAUGCUCUGAAAUGCAAUCUAGAAAAAGAAAAGAUGACAACAAAGCAACUGUCUCAAGAACUGGAUGGCUUAAAAGUUAGAAUCAAAGAAUUAGAAACCAUUGAGAACAAGCUAGAGAAAACAGAAUUCACCCUGAAAGAAGAUUUAACUAAACUAAAAACACUGACAGUGAUGCUGGUUGAUGAACGGAAAACGAUGAGUGAAAAAAUGAAGCAAACGGAAGAUAAGCUACAAGCCGCUACAUCUCAGCUUCAAGUGGAACAAAGCAAAGUGACCUUGGUUACUGAAAAGUUGAUUGAGGAAAGCAAAAGAGCACUGAAGUCCAAAUCGGACAUAGAGGAAAAGGUGUACAAUGUGACCAGAGAGAGGGAUGAACUUAAAACCAAGCUUAAAGCCGAAGAAGAGAAAGGAAAUGAUCUCUUGUCAAAAGUUAACAUGUUGAAAAAGAGACUCCAAUCAUUAGAAGCUAUUGAGAAAGAUUUUCUCAAAAACAAAUCAAAACAAGAGAGUAGUAAGUCGACAAUGGCCGUACAUCAAGAAAACAAUAAGAUUAAAGAGCUUUCCCAAGAGGUGGAGAGACUGAAGCAUAAAUUAAAAGACAUGAAAGCUAUUGAAGAUGAUCUCAUGAAAACCGAAGAUGAAUAUGAGUCUCUUGAGCGACGCUAUGCUAAUGAAAGAGACAAGGCUAAAUUUUUAUCAGAGGAACUUGAGGAUGUUAAAAUGGAACUUGCCAGGUACAAGUUAGCAGAAAAGACAGAAUCCAGUCAGGAACAGUGGCUUUUCAAAAGGCUUAAAGAGGAAGAAGCCAAGUCUGGGCACCUCUCAAGGGAGGUAGAUGCACUGAAGGAGAAAAUUCAUGAAUACAUGGCAACUGAAGACUUAAUAUGUCAUUUACAGGGUGACCACACAAUUCUACAAAAGAAACUCAAUCAACAAGAAAAUAGAAAUAGAGACUUGGGAAGAGAGAUUGAAAACCUCACCAAAGAAUUAGAGAGGUAUCGGCAUUUUAGUAAGAGUCUUCGACCUAAUCUUAACGGAAGAAGAAUUUCUGACCUUCAAGUAUUCUCUAAAGAAGUCCAAACUGAACCAGCAGACAAUGAACCUCCUGAUUACAAGAGUCUCAUUCCUUUGGAACGAGCUGUAAUCAACGGGCAGUUAUAUGAGGAAAGUGAUAAUGAGGAUGAAGAUCCCAAUGACAAUGAGCCAACUGUAUCCUUCAAAUGUAACUCAUCUACCACACAUCCGGUCAAUAGGAAGCUAUGGAUCCCUUGGAUGAAAUCCAAGGAAGGCCAUCCUCAGAAUGGAAAAAUACCAGCCAAACAGAAUGGAAAUUAUGUUCAGCCUGGGGAUCUUGUCCUAAGUCACACACCUGGUCAACCUCUUCACAUAAAGGUUACUCCAGACCAUGGGCAAAAUACAGCCACCCUUGAAAUCACAAGUCCUACUACAGAAAGUCCUCACUCUUAUACGAGCACUGCAGUGAUACCCAACUGUGGGACCCCAAAGCAAAGGAUAACCAUUAUUCAAAAUGCCUCCAUAACACCAAUGAAGUCAAAGACCUCUACAGAGAGCCCCAUGAACUUAGAGCAAGGCACAUCCCCUAUUUCCAUGGCUACCUUUGCCAGAGCACCAACCCCAGAAUCCUGUGGCUCCAUAACUCCAGAAAGGACAAUGUCUCCCAUUCAUGUCUUGGCUGUGCCUAGCUCUGCAAGUUCCCCAGAACAGGGACGGUCACCAGAGCCAGUGGAAAUAGGUGCCAAACAUGCUGUCUUUAGAGUUUCUCCAGAGAGACAAUCAGCAUGGCAGUUUCAAAGGUCAAACAGCAAUGGUUCAAGUGUGAUAACUACUGAGGAUAACAAAAUCCACAUUCACUUAGGAAGCCCUUACAUGCAAGCUGUGGCGAGUCCAGUGAGGCCUGCCAGUCCUUCCACUCCACCACAAGAUAACCGAACUCCCGCCCUAAUUAAUGGAACAGCAGGCAAACCAACCAACAAAGUCACCAGCAGUAUUACUAUCACACCAACGACCACUCCUCUUCCUCGACAAUCACAAAUUACAAUCAAGGAGGUGUACCAGCAGACAGUUCCAACACGGACUCCUAAAUUGAAGUCUAUAGUAAUCACGAAACUUCCUACUAAGCCACCACCAGGGCACAUAAAAAAACCAGUUCAUCAUUCUGAUUUUGGAAAGCUGCACGUCAUAAAGAUGGUUAAAUCUAACACUUAUCUUCAAGUAGGAGGAAAAAGGUAACGAAGCUGCUGUGGCCAUCGUGACAAGUCUUAUUCACCAGCAGAAAGACCUGGAAAACUCCAGUAACCACUCAAGGACAAGCAGGCCAAGGGCCAACAUCUUGGUGCAUGAUGGAGCAGGAACCUAAGAAACUAUUUCAUUUGGUAGAAGGAGAAGGGAAGUUCAGCCUGAAACCACAGUGUAUUGGCUUUACAUCAUGAUAUCUGGGACUAGGAAUGUUUAAGUUUGUUUGUUUUUUUUUAAAGUAGUCCUUGAAACAUUUACAGAUAUGUGGGGGAAAAUAAGGUACAAGAUCCAUCUAACUUCUUAGCCUCUUCUUUCUUUGAAUCCAGCCCAGGGAAUA